UUCCCUGUCUUCUCAGUCCAUCAAUUAUGGCCUCCCAUUGCUCGAUGAGAGGAGCUGUGGGAGUAAUCCUCCUCAGAUUCUCCAAUGGCGUAUCUUCCAGAUCCAUUCUCAACUCCAGAAACAAUCAUCUUCUCACCAUGAGGAACUCCCUCUCGUCUCACUCCUCAAUCUGUCCUCAAACCACUUCGCAUUUCACGCCCUCACGUGAAGAUGACCGAAACUGCAACAAGCUUCAAGUCCGAAAGAUUUGGGUUUCAUCUCCUCUUUGUAUGGGUCGUCGCUCUUCCAAAAUCGCUGGCCGAAAGGGGGCUCAAGAUUCGAAGAAGGCGAAGCUAUACUGUAGAAUUGGCAAGGAGGUUGUAUCUGCUGUCAAGAAAGGAGGACCAAACCCAGUUUCAAAUACAGUUCUAGCUACCAUACUUGAGAAAGCAAAAGAUCUAGAUGUACCGAAGGACAUUGUGGAGCGUAAUAUUAAAAGGGCUUCUGAGAAAGGGCAAGAAGAUUUUGUUGAGAAGAUUUACGAGGUAUAUGGCUAUGGUGGAGUUAGUAUGGUAGUCGAGGUCUUAACAGACAAAAUUAACCGAUCAGUGGCAGCUAUUAGAUCGGUUGUUAAGGAUUACGGGGGGAAAAUGGCUGAUUCAGGAUCUUGCAUGUUCAAGUUUAGACGAGUUAGGGUAGUGAACAUAAAGGUCAAUGAUGCUGACAAAGACCAGCUCUUUAUUAUUGCUUUAGAUGCUGGUGCAGAGGAUGUUAUUGAGCCCCCAACUUAUGAAGAUGAUACCGAUGAAGAUAGGGCAGAAAGGUGCUACAAAAUUGUAACUUCUAAUGAGAACUACUCAACGGUAUUGUCAAAGCUACGUGAUGAAGGAGUGAACUUCGAGCCUGACAAUGGCUCUGAACUGCUCCCUCUGACUACAGUUGAGGUGGAUGAUGAGGCCAUGGAAUUGAACAAAGAGCUUAUGCAGAAACUACUAGAACUUGAUGAUGUUGACGCUGUUUAUAUCGACCAAAAAUGAAAAAUAUAGUACUGGAUGCUUCAUUUGAGGAUAUCUGAUUUUGAGGCUCAUCAGAAAAGUUAUCAGGGCAAUCUCUGAACUGGUUUUGUCUGAAGUCCGCAUAUAUUCUGAAGGAGUGAUGGUUCGCUACACACUUACGUUCACUUCUUCUAGUUUCCAAUUUGAAGCUACAGAAUCAAGACAAUUACCCUUAGACUUCUUACUAAACUGUUUCUGAACCAAAGACUGUUUAAAAAAAUCUAUUUAUGUUCAUUAAUCACAGAGCAAAAUGUUUGAGCA
Molecule: messenger RNA, 1295 nt
Organism: Eutrema salsugineum
Lineage: Eukaryota; Viridiplantae; Streptophyta; Magnoliopsida; Brassicales; Brassicaceae
Product: probable transcriptional regulatory protein At2g25830
Exons: 6
Coding region: 27-1016 (329 amino acids)
Cellular component (GO): chloroplast
Source: RefSeq, a predicted model, not a curated record